AUGUAUAAGGUUAGCAAUUAUGGGCAUACUCGAGAGCAUAUUGUUAAGCUGGCAGAAGCAGAUCAUAUAUCUUGUACUUGCAUGCAGUUUGAGUAUAUGGGUAUACUUUGUUGUCAUGCAAUAAGAAUUCUUGAUGUGAUAAGAGGAGUGAGUAAAAUUCCAGAUGAGUAUAUUUUGAAAAGGUGGACAAAAACUGCAAAGGCCAUAAAUAUUAAAGAAAUUAAUGGGCAAGAUAUAGAGAUCAAGGAUUCAAAGCUGACCUUUGUGAACCGUUAUAGAAUCCUUUGUCCUAUAUUUGUUAGAAUGGCAGCUAAAGCUUCUGAAACAGAUGAAAGCUAUAAGCUAGCAACAUCAUAUGUAAAUGAGUUAAGUGCAAGAUUGAAACAAAUUAUGGAGGUGACAGCUCCAUCUCUCCGUACUACGGAUUCGACAAUAGAUUUACCCGAAGAAAAUAAUGACAAAGAUCUCCUCUUAUGA
Molecule: messenger RNA, 477 nt
Organism: Nicotiana tabacum (common tobacco)
Lineage: Eukaryota; Viridiplantae; Streptophyta; Magnoliopsida; Solanales; Solanaceae
Source: RefSeq, a predicted model, not a curated record